Molecule: messenger RNA, 3557 nt
Organism: Aphanomyces invadans
Lineage: Eukaryota; Oomycota; Saprolegniomycetes; Saprolegniales; Verrucalvaceae
Exons: 11
Coding region: 1-3504 (1167 amino acids)
Molecular function (GO): protein binding
Source: RefSeq, a predicted model, not a curated record
AUGGGCAGCACUCCCAGCUCGCUGCACUACGACGGCACGCAAGUGUCGCUCCUUCCGCAGUUUGUUCCAUUGGCGAAAUGCGUCACCGUGAGUCAGGUGGAAGCACUUGGAGACAAGCUGAGUGCGACGACAAAGACAGCGUUCUGUACGGUGGACGAGUUCCGAGAUCUGAUGGGACUUGGACCUCAUCUCGACCUGUACUUGCGGUACCUCUUUGAAUCGCUCAAGACAACGCCAGAGUCAGAAAAAAUCCACGUGAUGGACUUGCUUGCGGCGCUUGCCGUGUGCACGUCGACGAGUGCGUCACUUAGGGACAAACUCGACGUGCUCUGCACACUCUUCACGCACAAGACAGCGCAGCGUUUGAAGGAGAGCGACGUCGCUAUUCUGUUUUUCAGUGCCGUCAACGGUCUCAAAAAGAUCACGAUUGGCUUGGAAGACACUUGGAACGCCACUGGGCGGUCCACGAGAGACAUUGCCAAGGAGCUCACGUCGGCGUGUUGUCUCGACAUGGUGGACGGCCACCAAGUGACCAAACCGUCGCUGCCGCGUACCGAAUUUAUUGCGUGGUGCCUCACGUACAAGCCAGUGGUGUACGUGCUUCGGCACUUCAUCCCUGGUGACAUCCUGAACCCGUCGACGGUGCUGGCCAACUCGUCUUUCUACUCCAAGCUCGCCAAGCAAACCAAACUGUACGAGACGCUGCUAGGUACGAUGAACCCGUCCGAGAACCUGCGCAUCGAGAGCCUGGUCCAAGCCACGGCCACCGUCAAGAUCCAAGCAAUGUGGAAGCGUCACGUCGCACGACGGGUGAUGGGCGAGAAGCGCGCAGCCAAGAAUUCAACCAUGAACGGCGCUGCGAUUACGAUCCAAAACUACGCAAAGAAGAAGAAGAACUUUGUCGCCGUCAUGCAACGCGCCGCCGUGGAACGCAUGGCAUUGAACGGCGCGCUGCUCACGUUUGGUUCAGGCAUUGGCGUUGGCUCGGGGAACUUGUCAAAGCAAACCAGUGGUCGCGGCGCAGACAUGGUCGCCGAGCUCAAGCUUCAGGGUGUGCGGUCGCGCAAGGCCUUUGUCAGUUCGUCCUGCACGUUUGUGGACACGGACCAAGGAUGGAUGAUGUGGGGGCAGUGCCUGCCCAUGUAUAGCCCCGACACGCAAUCGACGACGUUUUCGCACGCGGUUCCAAAACACAUUGAUUUGAAAGUCGACGUCGCGAGUGUCGCUUGCGGCCGCGGCCAUUGCCUUGUCUUGGAUACGGCGGCGAUGGUGCACAGUUGGGGAUGGAAUGAUCAUGGCCAGACAGGGCACGGAUCCACUCGAGUGUUUCGGGCACGCCAUGGCGGUCGGUCGUACAAGACGUACUACGACGAGCGAACGGGGCACUCGGUUGAAUACUUGGACGCUCCGUUGAAGUUGCCGUACUUCACCGGUGACAUGGAGCAGGACGCGCUGCCGAUUCCAAUUCGGCAAAUCGCCGCCGGUGACUUUUUUUCGAUGGUGCUCAGUACGGACGGCCAAGUGUUUUCGUGGGGCGAAGGGUCGGAUGGCCAACUUGGACUCGGCCUAGACUGUCCGUUUGAAGUGGGCUACGUCGAGAAGCGACUGGCGCACUCGGCGUUUACAUUCACCCACGAACCGCGGGCAGUCGCCGGCUUGAGCCAUGUCCAAUCCAUUGCAGCGUGUGGCAAUCGCAGCACGGCGCUGACAGUGGACCAGCGCGUGUUUGAGUGGGGCGACUGGGGGCGUAUGCUGGGCGAACACACAGAGCCCGCGUUUCAGCCUGUGGAAAAGGACGGUGCGAGUGGCCUCGGGCUGUGCAAAGUCGCCAUUGGCGCGGAGCACACCGUGGCGGAAGGCGCAAGCGUGUGGCUCGACUUGCCCGAAAAGAAGGCGUUUUCAUGUUUUGUCAUGCUGGCCGAACACGCGUGCUCGAUUGACACGAUGCGACGUCUCGACGAAGUGCAAGUCGUCUCGCUGGGCUUUCACUUUGACGAUUGUGAAGACGACCAGGCGGACUUGCCCAAGCCCGCGACUCUCUCGCGCAUGGACAGCGACGGCCGGCAGUCGUCUGCCUCGACGUCGUCGAACAUGGACUCGAUGGACUCGAAAGAGAUCGAGCAGUCCAUUUUGUCGUUGUUAGACCAGCUCUGGGUGAACCGUGCCCACGACUAUGUGCCAUCUUUGGACCGCAUGAAAACAGAGCAUCCGUCGAUGCAAUCGUUGCAGUGGCCACUUGCCGUCAAAACCGGCACCCUUUGCUACAACGACAUCGUCGAUGAAAUCCUCAUCGACAUCGCUGGACGGGUCGUUUGCAUCGACGUGUGCCCGCCUGAAGGGUAUUACGUCGAGCUCAUCGCGGGGAACGCCGUCCUCUUGGAAGUCCCGACAUGUCCGACCAGUACCAGCCGCCGCGUGACGAACCGCGGCGUUUGGUCGAGCCUGGUGGGCGUGUCUUCCGCAGCAAUGUCCCCAUCAAUCGAGAAUCAAGUCGCCCUCAUUCAGUUCACCCCGGACGAUCUGUGCAUGAAAGCAGCGAUGCUACGCCAAGACAACGUCGUCGACUGCAUUACGGCAUCGCUUGCACAAAAGGUUGUUGCGCUGCAGGAAGCGGGGGCCCUCGCCGUCGUCGUCGGGUUUGAUUUUCACAAUACGGAGCCGUUCAUGGUCGACUUGCCAGUGGAUGAAGGUUUGUACAUCCCGGUCUUCCUGCUUGACGUGGCCCGAUACGAGCAAGUAAACACGUGCUUGGCGUCGCGAGAGGGCCCUGUGGACGUUCGUAUGUUUCACAGACCAGAUAACACGCCCCGCCUCAUUCGCGCAGCGCUGCAGCAUGGCGCCGCGGGAGUCCUCCUGCACCAGCGCGCCCCCGUCAGCCCGUCGUCGUCCUUCGAGGAAGAUACAUCCCAGGGCGAUCCGUACAUCUAUCCGCAUCCAUUUGAUACGAACGAGGCGCCGUUCGUCGGGAUGGUGUCGCAUUGUCACGGCCAAGUCUUGCGGCUCGCCACACAUCUCGACCAAACCAAUCACAUGGUCGUGGCGGCAAAGUUCCGCGUCCAGGAUCGAGGUCAGUUCUACUCGUGGGGGUGCGCAGCCAACGGCCGCCUCGGCGUCGGCGCUAUGGCCGCCCACCCCCAUCUCACGGACGGCUACGACGCGCGCACAGACUCGUCGUACCGAUGUGCGACACUCCCUGUGGUUGUCCCAGCGCUAUGCGGCCGUGACAUUGCUGACGUUGUGUGCGGCGCAGCGCACUCGAUGGCGCGAACGUCCACGGGUCGGGUGUUUACGUGGGGGCAGGGCAAGGCCGGUCAGCUAGGCCAUCGCGAGUCCACCGACAAGGCAGUGCCUACGCUAGUCACGCAGCUAGGCUACGAAGUCGUGGUCGAAAUGGCGGCCAACGACAUUUGUUCAACCGUUGUGUGCGAGACCCUCCCGACGGACCGGUACGACCAGCGCCGCAAGGAAAUCCUAUUGCUCAAGGCGGCCAAGCGGAAAGGAUAGCUGAUGACGACAUGAGCGAGUUGUUCCAUGAGUUAUUUGACAUCUUUGGCGAG